This is a messenger RNA of Vitis vinifera (wine grape), 966 nucleotides long. Its product is annotated as signal peptidase complex subunit 3B. The transcript is spliced from 6 exons. The coding region runs from base 121 to 627 and encodes 168 amino acids. The record is from RefSeq and is a predicted model, not a curated record. NCBI's taxonomy places the organism in Eukaryota, Viridiplantae, Streptophyta, Magnoliopsida, Vitales, Vitaceae. Gene Ontology annotation, cellular component: signal peptidase complex; membrane. Gene Ontology annotation, biological process: protein targeting to ER.
ACGUGCGUUUUCCCACUAAACAAACGUGCCCUUAACGAGCAGAGCAAGUCCACCCGCCGCUUUGUCCCUUGUACAAUUCGCCGUACCCGAAAGUGAGAAGAACUAAAUUUCGAAAAAGAAAUGCAUUCGUACGGGUAUAGAGCAAACGGUGUGCUCUCAUUGUCAUUGACUAUUCUAGCCCUACUCUGCACUGUCGCCUCUCUCUCCGGCGGUAUUCUCAAUCUCCCUCCUCCUUCCGCCCAAGUUGAGGUGGUAAACAUCAAUUGGUUUCAGAAGCACCGAAGUGGAAACGACGAGGUCAGCUUGACAUUAAAUAUUUCAGCAAAUCUUGAGUCAUUGUUUACUUGGAACACGAAACAGAUAUUUGUCUUCUUAGCAGCUGAGUAUGAAACCCCAAAGAAUUCGUUGAAUCAGGUUUCUAUUUGGGAUGGUAUUAUACCAUCCAUAGAACAAGCAAAGUUCCGGAUUAACACCAUAAACAAGUACCGUCUUGCUGAUCAGGGGAACAACCUUCGGGGCAGAGAAUUUAACUUGACAUUGCAUUGGCAUGUCAUGCCCAGGACAGGCAAAAUGUUUGCCGAUAAAAUAGUUAUGACAGGAUAUCGCAUGCCCCAUGAGUACGUAUAAAGGAUCUUUUCUGUGUAUUUUAAGUUCUUAUAGGAUGGGAAUUAAACAAUUACACUAUAAAGAAAUAUCACAAAAUUUUCAAAUUGGGUGAAAAGCUUAUCAGGAAGAGACUUCCCUUGAGGUUAUACGCUGGCCCACUCUUUCGUCUUAGCAAUCAAUUGCUACCUUCAAAAACGUUGUCACUUCAACAUUGACGCAAAUUGUUUUGUACCUAAUUUGCAUCCUAUUUUAUAUUUUGAUCUCAUCUAUUUGUAUUCUGAUCAUAUAUGUUUUGUAUCUUUAUUUAACGAUCUAGAUUUCAUAAUAUAUGAUCGAGAUUGUAUGUUUGAUUGAUGCAAA